GACGGGGCGCUAAUCAGACCCCCAGGACCAAGACAUCCGACCAACCAGGAAGGCAGUCUGGUCGGGCAAGGAACCCGCUACCCCCCCGCCCCCCCGGGCAUCCCACCCCCAGGCGAGAAAGCAGAGUUCCAGCCCCAGUCCCCCAUCACAGUCCCCCCCAGCCAACACAUUCCCAACUCCGGACCACCCCAACAGAUACCAGCCUACCCCAACUGUGCCCAGGCCCUGGACCCACCCACAUCAGUGUCAGGGCACAGAAUGAAUGAUAUGGAAAAGGAAUUCAUUAAAGAGCUUGAGCAGACAAGGAAAGAACGCGAUCAAAUGAAAGAAGAUGCUGAAAACUGCAGGAAGACUCUUGCAGAUUUCAAAAAAAGGAUGCAGAAUCAGUUGUCAAAUGAACUGGAUUACAGUGGAGCUUGUUCUGAAAAUAUUAUGGACCCCUGCAGAGAAUCAGAAGUCGUACGUAUGUAUGACAACAUGAAAACUCAAUCCUGGGGAGAAACUAAGGAAAAACUUUGGAAAAGUUAUAGUUUACAAAGCACAGAUUUGCGUGAACAUGCUGCAAUGCUGAUAAAGAUGGUGUUUGACCUCGCAGUGCAGAAUGUGAAGCGGAUAAGAUACUUCAUAGAUAAUACAUGCAGAGUUCAACCUGCAACCUCCCAAAAGACGGUUUGCCUGAACAAAAUUACGCAUGACUUUCAAUUGUUUUUUUAUUACUGUGAUCUUGACUACUUCAAGUCAGUUGUAAAGGAAUAUGUUUGCACUGGACAUGGAGGAGUCUGCAUUGACCUUGCAGCUGAGUGUUACAAAGUGGCGACUUUGAUGGCUCUGCAUGAGCCACAGCUCACGCCUGUUUGGGAAGUGGGAAGUUGGCCUUUCGGUUACGCAAGUCAAAAAGUGUUUCCAGUAAUUUACAAAAACAAUGUUGUCAUUUGUAAGUCGGAAUAAAUGUAAUUAAAUACCUUGAUUUGCUACAGAAAAACAAAGUAUAUCCUGUGGGGCAAAAUUGGAUAUUUUAAUGAAAAAUGCAUCCGUUGGCUUAAAAGGCAGUAGUAGUAACUUUCUAUUUUCUAUUUUUAAUCAAAUGUGUGUUAUUUGAUCUUGGAACCCUGUACACCAGAUUACAGAUAAUAUACUAAGCAAUCAUUGUUUUGUUAAAUAAAAUGAGCAUAAGCAGUUGUCACGGGCGUGCAGGACGGAAGAUCGCUCCGGCAGCGCAAGCGAUCAUAAACAGGCAGGCAGACGGGAAACGGGGCAAAACGAGGGUUUAAUCAGGAACACGAGUCGACAAACACCAGGUAACAUCAAUGACAGGCACGGAAAUAGGGGAGACCAGGACUUAAAUACAAUAAAGCUGGGCAACGUAAUCGGACAGGGCUGGAAACAAUCGGGGAAGCACACGUGGUAAUCAGGGGGCGUGGCACACAUGAGGAGCGGACGGGUCAGGCAUCACAGCAGUGGCACAUGAUUUUAUUAAUACUAUAAAAAUGGGUUGACAUUAAUGGAAUCACCAUCCACUGUCUCAAUAGACAAAUAGAAGAACCAACUUUUAAAUCUCUUACUACAUGCAAAUUUAUUCAGAAUAAAGUGCUUUAUUGUAAAUUGUGAUGGGAGAAACCCCAUUUCUCAGUGACUGUAUAGUUAGUUGGUAAAAUACUGGGUAGGGUUAGGUUCAUAGGGACGAUGUUUGUGGAUAAUAUUUUCGGUUGGUGUUUGUGUUCAUGAGUAUUUCUAAUAAUGUUAAUUGAGUGUAUUAAUACGAACAUAAUACCAAGGAUAUUCUUAGUCAUAAGUAUUUUUAUGCAUUUAUUCAUUGUCUCUCUAUAGGGUGACCACCCAAUCCAUGUCAGGGGGACAUGGAGCUAGAACAGGAUUUGUGAACUACCUUCUAUUAAAAGGACCUGGAUUUCACAUAAGCAUAGAGUUCCUGCUGUGUGCUGAUUGGUCAGUCUCCUAUAAUCAUGCAUGUGCUACUAAUGUGAAACAGCCGGAUGAGCAUUUCAAUCAAGGAAAUUAACCAGUCAAAGCAGAAGGCAAACAAUUAUUUAGCCAAAUACAGGAGCCUUUCAGUUUUAAAAUAGUUUGCAAAACCUGAAGUAGCUUAGUGUCCUUCCUGACAUGGAUUACACAGUCACCUGAUCUUUAUAAUAGUUAAAGGUACAGUAUUUUCAUGGCCUUCAUUAUAGGUGAGUGGUAACUCAGUUUUUGCAGUCCAGCUGACUUCCAUGUCAGAUGUGUGACAGUGUCAGUCUAUGUACAACAUUGUAAUACACACUUUUAAUAAAGAUGGAUAAAUUCAAAUUGUUUGCUGUGUAUUAUGCCAUCAGUG
Messenger RNA from Brienomyrus brachyistius, 2329 nucleotides. RefSeq lists its product as uncharacterized. The record is from RefSeq and is a predicted model, not a curated record. The transcript is spliced from 7 exons. Lineage: Eukaryota; Metazoa; Chordata; Actinopteri; Osteoglossiformes; Mormyridae. Bases 259 to 948 code for a protein of 229 amino acids.